This is a messenger RNA of Lagopus muta (rock ptarmigan), 2000 nucleotides long. It is a transcript of the gene PSMD5, whose product is annotated as proteasome 26S subunit, non-ATPase 5. Gene Ontology annotation, biological process: proteasome assembly. The transcript is spliced from 10 exons. Gene Ontology annotation, cellular component: cytosol. NCBI's taxonomy places the organism in Eukaryota, Metazoa, Chordata, Aves, Galliformes, Phasianidae. The coding region runs from base 35 to 1549 and encodes 504 amino acids. The record is from RefSeq and is a predicted model, not a curated record.
CGACGAUCUCGCGGGACUUGGCGGCGGCGCCAAGAUGGCGGAGGCGGUGGUGGAGCUGCUGGAGCGCGCGGCGCGGCAGGAGGCGCCUCUGGAGGAGCUGCGCGCACUGCGGCUCGCCGUGCAGGCCGUGCCGCCCGCCGCCCUGCGCGCCCGCCUCAGCGAUGAGCACCUGGCAGCGCUCUUCAACCUUCUCGGCACCAGUGAACGGGAGCAGCUGUCCGCCUGCGUUGCCGUCCUGGAGAGGCUCCUGCAAGCCCUGGACCCGCUUUACGUGAUCCAGAACCUGCGGGAGGAGUUGCGGAAGGGGCUGUUCCACCCCGACGACUCCGUGAAGAUCCUCUCCAUAUCCCAGGUUGGGAGGAUUGUUGAAAAUUCAGAUGCUGUUAGAGAAAUUCUCAACACUCCUGAACUACUACGGCAGAUAAUAAAUUGCAUUGGUGGUGAGAAAAUAGCAGUGGCUAAAGAGGCCAUCAAAUCUCUCUCAAGAAUAGCCCAGACACAAGAUGGCUUAGAGGCUUUGUUUGUGAGCAGCUUAUUAAGUGACUUGAAAAAUGUCAUGGCAACAAAUGAUGUUGUUCGGUACAGAGUGUAUGAGCUAAUUGUUGAGAUUUCUUCAGUGUCAGCGGAUUCACUUAAUUACUGUGCAAACAGUGGAUUAAUAUCAGACUUAAUUGGAGAGUUGACUGGAGAUGAUGUUCUGGUCAGAGCCACGUGCAUAGAGAUGGUGACUUCAUUGGCUCAUACUCCCCAUGGACGUCAGUAUCUUGCUCAGCAAGGAGUGAUUGACAAAAUUUCUAACAUCAUCAUUGGUGCAGAAUCUGAUCCUUUCUCAGGCUUCUACUUACCAGGAUUUAUUAAAUUCUUUGGAAACCUGGCUGUUGUCGACAGCCCACAGCAGAUCUGUGAGCGAUAUCCUGUCUUUAUGGAGAAGGUCUUUGAAAUGGCAGAAAGUCACGAUCCAACCAUGAUUGGAGUCGCUGUGGACACGCUAGGAAUCCUGGGAUCAAGUGUGGAAGGCAAACAGGUUUUACAGAAAGCAAGAAGCAGAUUUCAGAAUCUGUUAAACAAAAUAGGGCACCAGGCAAAGAAUGCACCCACGGAGCUGCGGCUUCGAUGCUUGGAUGCUGUUUCAUCUCUUCUCUACUUGCCUCCAGAGCAGCAGACAGAAGACCUUCUAAGAAUGACUGAGUCAUGGUUCACAUCCUUGUCCAGCCAACCACUGGAACUCUUCAGGAGCAUCAGUACUCAGCCGUUCCCUGAUCUGCACUGUGGAGCUCUAAGGGUGUUCACUGCUAUUGCAAAUCAAGCUUGGGCCCAGAAGUUGAUGCUCAACAGUCCAGGGUUUGUGGAAUACAUUGUAGACAGAUCUGUGGAACCUGACAAAGCUUCCAAGGACGCCAAGUAUGAACUGGUGAAGGCCCUUGUAAACUCUAAAACAAUUGCAGAAAUCUUUGGAAAUCAGUAUUACCUGAGGCUUAGGGCUUAUUUGAAUGAAGGCCCUUAUUAUGUCAAAGCAGUUUCUACUACAGCUGUGGAAGGAGCAGAGUAAAGUCACUGAUGUCUCAAUUCCCCUUCUUACAAACCACGUUACUGAGAUAGGUGUUAAGAUGUAAGGUGUGAAGGAUUCCCCACACAGGAGCUGUGUGUCUCUUUAAAGGAACAUGAAGCACUUUGACUCCAUUUGAAAUGAGGGUCAUGAGAGCAAAUCAAUUCUUACAGGGCACAAUGUAAUUUUUCAUGGGAUCUCCUGGCAGAGUUUUCCCGUGUGCUGUUCUGAGUCAAGUGAGUGCAGUGAGCACUGCUGGCUGCUGACUGUGUCUUAUUGUGCAGAAGCUGUCAAUGUUUACUUAAACUGUUUUGAGGUUAGAGUUCCUAUCAUGUUUUCUCAGUAGAUCACAGUACAAUUAAAAAAAAAAUUAAAAAAGGCAAAAAACUGUUGAGGUUUUGUAACCUCACAUGCUGCCAUAGUUUCUCUUUUUUAAAAAACAUUUUUUUUUUAU